CUGUUGGUAUCCUUGGUGAUUUCAAAUAAAACCGCGUGAUCUCGUUGGCAUAACUGCCAAGGCUAUAGUCGGCCGGAAUUGCACAUAGCGUUCCUUAUCUGCCCAACAAGUAGCUGCAGAAAUUAUCCGACAUUUAAAAAGAAAAUGGCACCUAAGAAGAACAAGAAGAAGAAUGCAUUUUUCUUUUUCAUGCAAGAGAUUAAACAGAAAGGUGGUUUGAAUAAUCUAGAGGCACAGGAGAUUGCAGGAGGAAAAUGGAGUAGAAUGUCGGCUGAAGAAAGACAGCCAUAUGAAGUAAUAGCGAAUCAACACAGGAACAAUGUGCAGCUAAAAAAAUACACAUCAGAUGGUGUAGACAUUGAACUAAUUGAAAAAUUAGAACGGGAGGAAUUAGCUGCAAUAACUGCCAUGCAGACAUAUAUUCACGACGACAUUCUCGCUUCGCAGAAAGCAAAUGUCAUUCAUAAAAAAAACUUCUUUAUAAUUCAUAUAAACACUUUUUGUUAUCGUGACACAGAAGAUAAGUAUUAUCCUGCCGAAAUUGCAUUGUUGCAGUUUAAUUUGAGAGAUGGUGUACAUGAAAAAAAUAUUUUUCAUCGUAUGGUUCAUCCAGGUACCCUACCGCUGGGUUUUACAGCGGCUGCGACACUCCAUUCUUCAACCUCUCACAAAAUUAAGCCACCACCUUCUUAUGCUUCCCCUAAUACUAUUAAUAAUAUGGAACAGGUCUUUAAAGAGCUCUGCAAAUUUGUUAAGGAACAUAUGGAUAAAAAUGCAACUUAUCCAAUAGUAUAUGUAAAAGAAAAGUAUAUGACACUAGUCAAAAAAGUAUUGAAUAUGUGGGCGGAUGAUUAUAAUAACAACUGCUAUUUUGAAGUUUAUAAUCUGCAGUUUAUGUUUAACGAAUUGAGGAGUGCCAUUGAGCAGUCAGAUAUUGUUAUGGCUAAUUCAUUUGGAUUCGCUGAGAUGAGUAAAGACAUUUACUCUCAUGUGCCUGAUAUUGGUUGUGAGUUCCACGAAUCUAUCGAAUAUACGCUCCACUGUAGCAAAUCAAUAGUAACCAGACAAGCAUAUAUUAUUUGUGAUAAUUGUUGUCCAGUUUUAAAAUUAGAGCUAAUUCCUGGAAGACAUAUACCUAGAAGGACACGGCUGAAUUUUAAUGAGGAAACUUUUGAUCAAGGAGGUAGUAGUAGGGACCAGUCUGUUAGAACUGACGGACAAAGUGUUCAAUUCACUACAGAUUCUGAAUGGGAUGCUGAAUCUGUGGCUUCACAGUACAGUGUUGCUUCUUCGUCCUUGAGACGAUCUAACGUUGCUAAUGAUUGGCAAUCUGUAAAAAGAAAUAAAGGAAAAAGUUAUUGUGGAGUUGCCAGUGGAACAGGCAAAAAGAACCCAGUAAUGUCCUCUAUGCUCAACAAUAUGCAACAAUUGGAUAUCAAUUCUGGUUCCACAAUGUAUUCUGAUAGAAGCAAUAAUUCCGAAGACAAUAAAGAAAAUGACAAGUCCUUUCCUCCAUUGGGAAGUAGAGGCAAACGCAACUGAAUAUGACUGAGAAUCUUUCUUAAUGUGAUUAAAAUUUAUGUUUUUAAGUUUUGAGCCCCUAAAGAUUGUUAUGUUUAAAGUAAUGGAAAUUUUAAUUUUUUUUAAUAAAACGUAAAUGACUA
Molecule: messenger RNA, 1664 nt
Organism: Aethina tumida (small hive beetle)
Lineage: Eukaryota; Metazoa; Arthropoda; Insecta; Coleoptera; Nitidulidae
Product: protein maelstrom homolog
Exons: 11
Coding region: 145-1542 (465 amino acids)
Biological process (GO): male meiotic nuclear division; piRNA processing; spermatogenesis
Cellular component (GO): nucleus; P granule
Molecular function (GO): sequence-specific DNA binding
Source: RefSeq, a predicted model, not a curated record